Molecule: messenger RNA, 1641 nt
Organism: Klebsormidium nitens
Lineage: Eukaryota; Viridiplantae; Streptophyta; Klebsormidiophyceae; Klebsormidiales; Klebsormidiaceae
Source: the annotation of a GenBank genome assembly
UUAGGGGACAAGAAGUUUAUGUGAGAGCACCGCUUGUUCCAUCUGUAUGCAUUGUCCACAGAAAAGUAGUGGUAGCUAUUAGUGGUCCGCAAUGACCACGCAGGUUGUGCAUCUUGCGGGAGGUCAGGCAUCGGCGGGCCCGCCCGUGCAAGUGCGGCAUGCGCAGCACUUUCUGCUCAUGUGGGCAGCUGAGGGCUGGACGCGGCUCAAGAUAUUCAUUGCACUUGCACUCUGGAUGGGGGGCUUUCAUGCGAACCUCCUCAUUACAAUCGUGGCCCUGUUCAACUUGCGCAGUCAAUGGGGCCUGUGCUUACUGCUACUCCAGAUGACCAUGGCAUUUUUGCCCAUCAAUGAAGAAUCUGACUGGGGGAAGAAACUAGCCAAGUGGAUAUGUACAUAUGCGCCAAUGCACUUCCCAAUGCGGGUGGUCUUUGAGGACAAGGACGCGUUCACCCCAAAGAGGUCCUAUGUGGUGGCUGUGGAGCCCCACAGUGUGCUUCCCCUGGGCAUCAUGGAGUUUGCCAGCGUGCUGGACGUGAUGCCCUUCCAGGACAAGCGCGUGCUCGCCAGCAGCGCGGUGUAUGCGGUCCCCUUUGUGCGCCACAUUUGGAGCUGGAUGGGCAUGGCGCCCGUGGGCCGCCGCGAGUUCAAGCGGCUGCUCGACCAGGGGACUACCUGCGUGCUGGUGCCGGGGGGCGUCUCCGAGUGCCUCUACAUGGAGAGGGAUAAGGAGGUGGUGUUCCUGAACAAGCGGCGAGGAUUCAUCCGCAUGGCCAUCGCCGCAGGCGCGCCCCUGGUCCCCGUCUUCAUAUUCGGACAGCGUGAGACAUACCACUGGUGGCGGCCGCAGGGGCAGUGGUACGAGCAGCUGUCAAAAAUGCUCAAGUUCUCGCCAAUCGUCUUCUGGGGGAUAGCCGGGUCUCCGCUGCCCCUCCCCAAGCCUAUGCUGGUGGCCGUUGGCCGGCCCAUUGCGGUGGAGCAGAGCGCCGAGCCGAUUCCGGACGACGUGGUGGUUGCAAAGCAGAGCGAGUUCAUAGCCGCGAUGAAGGACCUGCAUGCCAAGUACAAGGCGGAGGGGGGCGAUGAGCACGUCGACUUCGUCGUCAAAUGAGGGACGCAAAACGGAGCCACUUGCUGCAGCGCAGCUGGCUCUGUGCAACUGCAUGUGUAAGAUAGUAAAGGGUAGGGGUUAGGGCUCUCGUUUUGUAUAGCGUGGGUUUGAAGUGCCGGGAAAUCAUAGUUUUGUACAAAAGAGACAGCCAGUCCCGGUCCUAGCUGAACCGUGCUACCUACAUUCAUUUUGCUGUCCAUAUGUGGCUGACGUUUGCACAAGAGCGCUUGGGGUAGGAACUAAACGUGUACGUCGUGUGACCCUCGUUUGAAUACUGAUUCGGAAUUAUGAGAACAUUUAACAAUUGCUUCAUGAAAGUUCGAACUUGAAACCUUUUGACAUAGGCAGUAACCACUAAUCAGUCAUUUGAGGGGCCAAAGGAGCUGGGAAGACCGCACUUGUUUGCUGCAAGUAGAGUUUCCUACAAGCGUAGAAGGUCGAAAUCUGGCCCCGAACUGAUUUCGUGUCCUGCAACUCAAUCAUCACCUUGUGGAAGCUGAUUCUGUAUCGUCCUUGACUUUUGAUCCGAU